UUUUCAUCUUCGUGUCGUGUCAGCUUUUGAGCUCGAUUGAAAUAAAUUCAUAAAAUUUAAUUGUUGAAAAGAAACAAACAAAAAUUUGCCAUAAUUUUCUGGUGGGCGAGAAUCUAAUGAGCUAUCCUGCGCCUUUUCCACAUGAGCAGGAUAGCAGCAGCACCGCCCUCUCCUUUCUCAGCCUCACCGCGUUUUACAAAACACCAUCGUCAUCCCACUCUGCUUCUUUGGCCCUUCAAAACAUUUAGCAGAUCAAUUAACGCCAAACUCACCCUUUUGUUUUUUGAUUUUUCAAUUUCAUCCUCUUCACCUCUUCUAUGUGCAAAACUAAAAUGGCAGUCAACGCGUCGGAACCUACCUCGUCCCGAACUCGCCCGAGUCAGCCCCCUCGAACUUCAUCAAGUCGGUUGAGUCAGUCCCAAACUCCCUCCACUUCCAAUCCUACCACCAGCGCAGCAUACACUUCCACUUCAUCUCACACUAAAGCGACGUCGUCGGGGACUUCAAUUUCAAGCCGAACUUCGCUCUCAAGCCUCCGCGAAUCGAUCUCGGAAAAUCCUCACAUCUACGACAUAACCGAAAUCCGAGCCGCCACCAACAACUUCUUGGCCAAACGCUACCCCUCUUCCUCCUCUGCCUCCUCCGCCGCCUGCUGGCGUUGCAACCUCCGCGGCCGUGACACUGUUGUUUUCCAACGCAAGUUUCGUCGCAAAUUUCAAACCGCUCAACUCAAAGAACGAUUAUCCAUCAUUUGUAGAAGCAAUCACAUGAGUAUAAUCAAACUCCUCGGUGUUUCCAUCUCUGGCGAUCAUAUUUACCUUGUUUAUGAGUUCAAAGAAGGAUCGAAUCUCGUUGAGUGCUUGAGAAACCCUAGAAAUCCGAGCUUUACUGUUCUCUCGACCUGGAUUUCGAGAAUGCAGAUCGCCACUGACCUCGCUCACGGCCUCGAUUAUGUUCACAACAACACCGGAUUAAAUCUUAGUAUUGUUCAUAAUCACAUUAAGAGCAGUAGCAUUAUCGUUAUAGAGCCUUCUUUUAAUGCCAAGAUUUGCCAUUUUGGAACGGCACAGCUUUGUGGCGAAACGGACGAGAACGAAACGCGAGAAAUCGGCUCUUUGAAACGCGAAACAGAAAUCGAAGAAAUAAUCGAAGAAGGUAAAGGGGCGAGUUCUAGUAAAUUGAAAAGAUCUGAUAGUGGAGAGAUGCAAUUCGAAGGAGUGAGAGGUUAUAUGUCGCCGGAGUUCAGGUCCAGCGGCGUCGCGACACAGAAAUCUGAUGUUUUCGCCUUUGGAGUGGUGAUUUUGGAGCUAUUGUCAGGGGAGGAGCCGUUAAAAUACCGGUAUGAUAAAAAGACAGGUGAUUUUCUACGGACGUCUGUGAUAGAUACGGCAGCAGCGGCGGCGGCGGAGGGAAGAGAAGGCGUGAGGAGGUGGAUUGACAGAAGGUUGAAUGAUUCAUUUCCAGUCGACGUGGCGCUGAAGUUGUUACGUCUAGCGUUGGAUUGCGUACACGUGGAUCCGGAUAAACGGCCGGAUAUGGGACGGGUGGCAGGUAAGAUUUCGAAGCUUUAUCUGGAUUCGAGGAUUUGGUCGGACAAUGUGCAAAUUCCAAAAGGUAUUUCGGUUUCGUUGGCGCCCAGAUGAUUUGGAAAAAUGGCGGCU
Messenger RNA from Durio zibethinus, 1661 nucleotides. Its product is annotated as lysM domain receptor-like kinase 3. Gene Ontology annotation, biological process: protein phosphorylation. Lineage: Eukaryota; Viridiplantae; Streptophyta; Magnoliopsida; Malvales; Malvaceae. Gene Ontology annotation, molecular function: ATP binding; protein kinase activity. The record is from RefSeq and is a predicted model, not a curated record.